AUGUCAAGUGAUUUAGAGAUUCAGGCGAUGCCUGAAUCAUUAAAGGGAAUCAAGCAUAUCGUCUUGAUUUUAUCUGGGAAAGGUGGUGUUGGAAAGUCUUCAGUGACUACUCAGACGGCUUUGACGUUAUGCCUUAAGGGAUUCAAAGUUGGGGUCUUAGAUAUUGAUUUGACUGGACCUUCUUUACCCAGGAUGUUUGGUAUGGAGAAAAAACAGGUGUACCAGGACUCUCGAGGCUGGAUUCCUGUUAGUGUACCUGUAGGAUCUAGUGGUUCCGGAGAGUUGAAACUCAUGUCUUUGGGGUUCUUGUUAGAUGAUAGAGGGAACAGUGUCGUAUGGCGUGGUCCUAAGAAAAGCUCUAUGAUUAAACAGUUUAUAAAAGAUGUAGACUGGGGACAAUUGGAUUACUUAAUCAUUGACACACCUCCAGGUACAUCAGAUGAGCAUAUAUCUAUUGCAGAAGAGUUAAGGUGGGCUGCUCCAGAUGGUGCUAUAAUAGUUACCACUCCUCAGGGGGUUGCUACUGCCGACGUACGGAAAGAGAUUAACUUCUGCAAGAAGGUUAAUUUCAAUAUAAUAGGUGUUGUCGAAAAUAUGUCUGGUUUUAUAUGUCCGCAUUGUGCUGAAUGUACCGACAUUUUUUCUCGUGGAGGAGGUUUCAAGUUGGCUCAGGAGUAUAAUAUUCCUUACCUUGGUAAUAUUCCAAUUGAUCCUACUUUUGUUGAGUUGAUUGAGAAACAAACCGGGUAUAAAGAAAGUUUGGUAGAUCUUUAUAAGGACUCUAGCUUGUACACUAUAUUCUCACAAAUCAUAGAUAAGGUAGUGUCUGGCGAGUGA
Molecule: messenger RNA, 837 nt
Organism: Kluyveromyces marxianus DMKU3-1042
Lineage: Eukaryota; Fungi; Ascomycota; Saccharomycetes; Saccharomycetales; Saccharomycetaceae
Gene: CFD1
Product: iron-sulfur cluster assembly protein CFD1
Exons: 1
Coding region: 1-837 (278 amino acids)
Biological process (GO): iron-sulfur cluster assembly
Cellular component (GO): cytosol
Molecular function (GO): ATP binding; ATP-dependent FeS chaperone activity; 4 iron, 4 sulfur cluster binding
Source: RefSeq, a predicted model, not a curated record